AUGAAUGAAAUAGCUCUCUCGUUGCUGGCGCCAACGCAGCCAUUGGACGCUGACCAGGGUGUUAUGUCACCGAUGGCCUCAUCAGACCAGGCACCUCAAUUGGUGACUUUCGGUUUGGCUGAAACAUCAUUUCCGUAUCGAUACACUUCGAUGUGCGCAACUAUUUGUUCAAGUACGCAUUCUCGGGCAGAUGCUGCGGCUGCGAAGCAGGCGCAGUAG
Phytophthora sojae is the source of this 219-nucleotide messenger RNA. RefSeq lists its product as hypothetical. The transcript has 2 exons. The record is from RefSeq and is a predicted model, not a curated record. Lineage: Eukaryota; Oomycota; Peronosporomycetes; Peronosporales; Peronosporaceae. Bases 1 to 219 code for a protein of 72 amino acids.